CCCCCCAAAAUACGUGCAAGUUACCUAAAUACCCUAAUAUUAGGGAAUCCAAUCCAAGAACCAUUGUUAUCCUGGAUUCCUGCCUCUCCAUCAUCCUUGAGAAGAGCACAAAAAUGGCAGGGAGAGUCCACACCUUACAAUACAGCCUCCUAAAUCUCUCUUCCAUCAAUCCCAAGCUCAAUUUCCUCAACAAGACUUCGUUUAUCCGAUCAAACCCACUUUUUGGAUCUUCCAAGACAUCCUUAUUCUGUAGCUGUUCUUCCGCUAAUUCUCAGAAUGAAACUUUUGUCCUCACUACACCACUUUAUUAUGUCAAUGCCCCUCCUCAUAUGGGUAGUGCUUAUACCACCAUUGCUGCCGAUGCCAUUGCUCGCUUUCAGAGGUUAAUGGAAAAGAAAGUCAUAUUUGUGACUGGCACGGAUGAGCAUGGGGAGAAAAUUGCUACUGCAGCAGCUGCAGUUGGUUCCAGCCCCAGUGAGCAUUGUGAUACCAUCUCGCAAGCAUAUAGAACUUUGUGGGAAGAGCUUGAUAUUGCUUAUGACAAGUUCAUCCGUACGACUGAUCCUAAACAUGAAGCAGUGGUUAACGAGUUUUACUCUAGAGUUCAAGCCAAUGGUGAUAUUUACCGGGCUGACUACGAGGGUCUUUAUUGUGUCAAUUGCGAAGAAUAUAAGGAUGUCAAAGAAUUGAAUGAGAAUAACUGUUGCCCAGUUCAUCUUAAGCCAUGUAUAUCUAGGAAAGAAGAGAAUUACUUCUUUGCUUUAUCAAAAUACCAAAAAGAAUUGGAAGAUCUCCUGGAGAAGAAUCCUGAUUUCGUGCAGCCUUCUAGUCGAUUAAAUGAGGUCCAAGGCUGGGUAAAAACCGGGUUGAAAGAUUUCUCAAUUUCCAGAGCAGCUGUUGACUGGGGUAUACGUGUUCCUGGUGAUGAUAAGCAAACAAUUUAUGUUUGGUUUGAUGCAUUACUAGGGUACAUUUCAGCAUUAUUGGAGAACAAUGAGCGACCUAGUUUACAAAGUGCAGUUGCUUCUGGCUGGCCUGCUUCACUCCACUUAAUCGGCAAGGAUAUUUUACGCUUUCACGCAGUUUAUUGGCCAGCUAUGCUGAUGUCAGGCGGGAUAAAACUCCCAAAAAUGGUUUUUGGCCAUGGUUUUUUGACCAAGGAUGGCAUGAAAAUGGGGAAGUCUUUAGGCAAUACUAUCGAGCCAAAUGAGUUGGUGCAGAAGUUUGGAGCUGAUGCAGUACGAUAUUUCUUUCUAAGGGAAGUUGAAUUCGGAAUUGAUGGGGAUUACUCGGAGGAUCGGUUCAUCAAUAUUGUUAAUGCACAUCUUGCCAACACAAUUGGAAACCUUCUCAACCGCACACUUGGGCUUCUCAAAAAGAACUGCCAGUCAACAUUAGUUGUUGAUUCUGUUGUUGCUGGUGAAGGGAACACAUUCAAGAUCAAUGUGGAAAAUCUGGUACAGAAGGCUAGUGCACAAUAUCAAAAUCUUUCAUUGUCAUCUGCCUGUGAGGCUGUUCUUGAAAUUGGGAAUGCUGGCAAUGUUUAUAUGGACAAGCGUGCACCAUGGUCUCUUUUCAAGCAAGGGGACACAGCUGCAGAAGCUGCUGCCAAGGAUCUUGUCGUCAUAUUGGAAGCCAUGCGAAUCAUUGCCAUUGCAUUAAUGCCAGUCACGCCGAGCUUAUGUUGGAGAAUAUACUCUCAGCUUGGUUUCUCAGAAGAAGAAUUCAAUGCACUUACUUGGGAUGAUACAAAAUGGGGCGGUCUGAAGGCUGGACGCAUCAUGCCAGAAGCGAAACCCAUCUUUGCUAGGAUUGAACUUGUAAGUGAUGCAGAUAAGCUCGAGGUUCCGACUUCCAAGAAGAAAGCCAAGAAAACUGCUAAAGCUCAAAGUGCUUAGAUGACUUGUACAUUUAUAUGUUACUAGUAUUUUUUCUCAAUUAUAACCUUGGAUUGAGAGGAAAUUUUGUCUGUUGUUUUUCCACAAAAUGGUUCAUUGCCCUAAGGUUCUAGAUCUUUUAAUAUGAAGCCUUUCCUUUCAACUUUCAAAUUUCAA
Amaranthus tricolor (Joseph's coat) is the source of this 2054-nucleotide messenger RNA. RefSeq names its product methionine--tRNA ligase, chloroplastic/mitochondrial. Bases 114 to 1898 code for a protein of 594 amino acids. Gene Ontology annotation, cellular component: mitochondrion; chloroplast stroma. Gene Ontology annotation, molecular function: ATP binding; methionine-tRNA ligase activity. Gene Ontology annotation, biological process: methionyl-tRNA aminoacylation. NCBI's taxonomy places the organism in Eukaryota, Viridiplantae, Streptophyta, Magnoliopsida, Caryophyllales, Amaranthaceae. The record is from RefSeq and is a predicted model, not a curated record. The transcript has 12 exons.